AUGGAUUCUAAUGAAUGCAACACAACAAAAACAACAACCCUACAAUUAGAAACUGAAUUAACGACUGAUCAAGUGUUAUCUUCUCAACAACAAGAACAUCACAUUUCAUCGACAGCUGCAAGUCAGAAUCAAGAAACACGAACAAGAGAGAACGUAGAAACAUCAAAUGAACAUAAUUCUAGUGUAGAAAUGAUUGAUGCAGCUCAAGCAGAUGACAGUGAUAGUUGGACUACUGAUGAUGAGGGAGAUUUUUAUUCAAAUAAUGAUAAUCCUCCGACAGAUGAAGAUGAUGAUGAAAAUCAAUUUGGCGGACCUGGUUUAUCUAAAUAUUUGAUUAAUAUUUAUCCAGUAACAACUGCUGAAGAAGCAUCGUAUGUUGGGAAAUUAUGUGAUAUUUGUUUAAAUGAAUAUAAAGAAUCAGAUAAAUUACGUUUGUUACCGUGUCUACAUCGUUUUCAUGUUAAAUGUAUUGAUAAAUGGCUAAAAGAUGAUCAUCAGAUACCACUCGAAGAUUUAUAUAAAAGAUAUGAAACAAAUCUUGAAAGGGGCUUAACUGACGAAAAAGCCGCCCAAGUUUUAGCACGUGACGGACUAAAUGCCUUAUCUCCACCAAAAACCACUCCAGAAUGGGUUAAAUUUUGUAAACAAAUGUUUGGCGGUUUUGCCUUGUUGUUAUGGCUUGGUGCUAUUUUAUGUUUUAUCGCACAUACUAUUAGUGCAGUAACAUACGAAGAAGCUCCAAAUGACAAUCUGUGGCUGGGCAUUGCAUUAACCGUCGUUGUAUUUCUAACUGGAUGUUUUUCAUAUUUUCAAGAAGCCAAAAGCUCAAAAAUUAUGGAGGUUCCACCACUAGCAUUAGUAAUACGUAAUGGCGCAAGGAAAGAACUAAGAGCUGAAGAGCUCGUUGUUGGUGAUAUUGUGGAAGUAGCAGUUGGUGGUCGCGUUCCGGCUGAUAUACGAGUUGUUCAGGCUCAAUCAUUCAAAGUUGAUAACUCAUCAUUAACCGGUGAAAGUGAACCGCAAUCACGUUCACCAGAAUGUACAAAUCCCAAUCCAUUAGAAACAAAAAAUAUAGCAUUUUUUAGUACAUAUGCUGUUGAAGGCACUUGUACUGGAGUGGUUGUGCUUACGGGUGAUAGAACAUUUAUGGGUCGUAUAGCUAAUCUUGCAUCAGGUCUUGAAACGGGUGAAACACCAAUUGCACGUGAAAUCGGCCAUUUUAUUCAUAUAAUAACGGGCGUAGCUGUAUUUUUGGGUGUAUCAUUUUUUAUUAUCGCAUUUGCACUCGGUUAUCCGUGGCUAGAAGCCGUUAUUUUCUUGAUUGGUAUUAUUGUCGCAAAUGUGCCGGAAGGUUUGCUGGCCACCGUAACUGUGUGUUUGACGUUAACAGCCAAACGUAUGGCAAAAAAGAAUUGUUUAGUGAAAAAUUUAGAAGCUGUCGAAACGCUGGGCUCAACAUCCACAAUUUGUUCGGAUAAAACAGGAACAUUAACACAAAAUCGUAUGACAGUUGCUCAUAUGUGGUUUGAUAAUCAUGUUGUUGAAGCCGAUGCAACAGAAAAUCAACAAAAUGCUACAUAUGAUAAAUCUUCACCAGGCUGGUUAGCACUUUCACGUUGUGCCAUGUUAUGUAAUCGUGCAAGAUUUAAACCAGACCCUGAAAAUUUGAAAAAACCUGUAUUGCAACGUGAAUGCCUUGGUGAUGCAUCUGAAUCAGCAUUGUUAAAAUGUGUCGAAUUAUCAACUGGUAAUGUUAUUAAAUUUCGUGAAGCAAAUCGUAGCGUCUUUGGUAUACCGUUCAACUCAACCAAUAAAUAUCAAGUAUCUAUUCACAAAACCGAUGAUGAUGAUCCAAGACUUUUGCUUGUCAUGAAAGGUGCUCCCGAACAAAUUCUUGAACGUUCUGCAACAAUUUACGUUGAUGGUAGCGAUAUUGAAUUAAAUGAUUGUAAGAAUAUCUUCUAUACGUUUGUUGGGACAAAGAAUUAUAUGCUCCCUCUUUAUUUAGAUUGGAGAGCGGCGUUCAAUCAUGCUUAUUUGGAACUUGGUGGACUUGGUGAACGAGUGUUAGGCUUUUGUGAUUUACGUUUACCCUCUCCAAAAUUUACAGAAAAUUUCGAUUUCCACUCAGAUGAGAUUAAUUUUCCAGUUGAAAACUUAAGAUUCUUAGGAUUAAUGUCGAUGAUUGAUCCACCACGUGCCGCUGUGCCCGACGCCGUUGCCAAAUGUCAUCAUCCUAUCACGGCCAAAGCAAUUGCAAAAGCUGUUGGUAUCAUAUCGGAAGGACAAAAGACCGUAGAGGAUAUCGCAAACCAUUUGGGAAUACCCAUCGAACAGGUUAAUGCUAGUGAUGCUAAAGCCUGUGUUGUCCAUGGAAAUGAUUUAAAGAACAUGACACAAGAUCAAAUUGAUCAUCUUUUAUCAACCCACACAGAAAUUGUAUUUGCACGAACGAGUCCACAACAAAAACUAAUUAUUGUCGAAGGAUGUCAACGUCAAGGUGCUAUUGUUGCUGUAACUGGUGACGGUGUCAACGAUUCACCUGCAUUGAAAAGAGCUGAUAUUGGUGUUGCCAUGGGCAUAGCUGGAAGUGAUGUUAGUAAACAAGCAGCCGACAUGAUAUUAUUAGAUGAUAAUUUCGCCUCAAUUGUAACGGGUGUUGAAGAGGGACGUUUGAUAUUUGAUAAUUUAAAGAAAUCUAUUGCCUACACACUGACAUCCAAUAUACCAGAAAUUACACCGUUCCUCAUGUACUUAAUAACAGAUAUCCCAUUACCAUUGGGCACAAUAACAAUAUUAUGCAUUGAUUUGGGAACUGAUAUGGUACCGGCUAUUUCACUCGCUUACGAAAAAGCUGAAUCAGAUAUCAUGAAGCGUCAACCACGUGAUCCUCAACGAGAUCGUCUUGUAAAUGAACGAUUAAUUUCAAUGGCCUACGGACAAAUUGGUAUGAUUCAAGCGUCUGCUGGCUUCUUUACGUAUCUCGUUAUAAUGGCAGAAAAUGGUUUCUGGCCAAGUCGUCUAUUAGGUUUACGUCAAUCAUGGGAAAGUAAAACUAUCAAUGAUUUAGAAGAUUCUUAUGGACAAGAAUGGACAUAUCCCCAACGUAAAACACUUGAAUAUACUUGUCAUACUGCAUUUUUCGUCUCAAUUGUCGUAGUACAAUGGGCUGAUUUGAUUAUAUGUAAAACAAGACGAAAUUCUCUCUAUCAUCAAGGCAUGACUAAUAUGAUGCUGAACUUUGGUUUAGUAUUUGAAACUGUAUUGGCUGCCAUCUUAUGUUACACACCAUAUCUAGAUAAAGGUCUUAACAUGUAUCCACUCAAAUUUAUGUGGUGGCUUCCAGCAUUACCAUUUUCCAUAGCCAUAUUUGUUUAUGAUGAAGUUCGAAAAUAUUUAAUUCGUAAAAAUCCAGGAGGAUGGGUAGAACGUGAAACAUAUUAUUAA
This is a messenger RNA of Didymodactylos carnosus, 3447 nucleotides long. The record is from the annotation of a GenBank genome assembly. Lineage: Eukaryota; Metazoa; Rotifera; Eurotatoria; Philodinida; Philodinidae.